This is a messenger RNA of Spirometra erinaceieuropaei, 1197 nucleotides long. NCBI's taxonomy places the organism in Eukaryota, Metazoa, Platyhelminthes, Cestoda, Diphyllobothriidea, Diphyllobothriidae. The record is from the annotation of a GenBank genome assembly.
AUGUUAUUGUGCUCCUCCUCCUCCUCCUCCUCUUCCGCCUCCUCAUCCGCCUCCUCCACCACCACCACCACCACCACCCAACGGCGGCCGCUCAGGCAGCCGUCUCGCACAUCACUAACCGCGACACAAAAACCGGCACCACCCCCGGCUCUCCCGACUCCAGCAAUGAGAAUCAGGACUACACCUGCCCUCACUGCGAUCGCACCUUCACCUCACGUAUCGGCCUGGUCGGUCACUUGUGAAUUCAUCACACAGAGACCGGUGAAUCAGUGCCUGGAGCACCAACCUACACCCACCGCACUCGCCUCCACUGCUCACACUGCCCUCGCACCUUCAUGCAUCGCAUGGGUCUAUUCGGCCACAUGCGCAUGCAAGAGAGCGGAAAUAACCACAUUUCCGACACGCCAACCACGCCCAUCAUGCCCAGCACCACCCUCGCACCGUCCAUCUGCGCCACCACCAACGCCUCCUUUGGAGCUGAUUUUGACACCGCCGACUUCACAUGCCCACACUGUCCACGCAAAUUCACCUCACGCAUCGGCCUGGUCGGUCGCUUGCGAAUCCAUCGCACAGAGACCGGAGAACCAGUGCCUGGAGCACCAACCUACACCCACCAAGCUCGUCUCAACUGCCUACACUGUCCUCGUUCUUUCAGGCACCGCAUGGGCCUAUUCUGCCAAAUGCGCAUCCACGACGACCUGCGGUAGACAGCCGCCGGCUACACCACACAUCCUCACACUUCCUACCCUCCCCCACCAUCACCAACACACAUCAACACUCACCCACCGCAUGCACCAACUGCCACCUUCCACGCAAGUGGGAAGUGUGCAUCUUGACUCCGUCCCCACGCGGCUUCGACUGCAUGGGUCAUUUGAGUCCGAGACUAUCCCGACACUUCAAGUGUCGUGGAUAGGAUGGUUGCUGAUUGACGUCCGCUCUCGGUUCACGCAGUUCGUCGCGUUGUGUGUGUGUGUGCUGUGUGGAGUGGCGGACUGGUGGGCUGGGAACGGGCUGAAGCAGCACCUUCCACUGCCCUCUCACGCAAGUGAGAGACACGCCGUUCAACCCCGUUGUGUGAAAUCCUGGUGUUUUUGUGUGUAUAGGGGGGCCAAGUCGUGCUGUGGCGCGCGCAGUCACGGUCAGUCGACCGUGGCAGCCACCGCGCCCGUUCCCCACUCCAGUUUGCCGACCGGCUAG